Megalobrama amblycephala (Wuchang bream) is the source of this 1031-nucleotide messenger RNA. Its product is annotated as leucine-rich repeat-containing protein 15. The transcript has a single exon. The record is from RefSeq and is a predicted model, not a curated record. NCBI's taxonomy places the organism in Eukaryota, Metazoa, Chordata, Actinopteri, Cypriniformes, Xenocyprididae. Bases 218 to 895 code for a protein of 225 amino acids. Gene Ontology annotation, molecular function: protein binding.
UUAGUUUAUCAUAUGGGGUCCUGGAAGGAGCUCCUGCCUCUUAUGGACCUCCAACUGAGAAAUAACAUGAUCGAAAUGAUUGAGGUGGAUGUAUUUGAGAAUUGCACCCAUCUAGCUAAACUCUAUCUGUCAAUAAACAACCUAAAAAGUGUAGGCAAUGGGAGUUUUAAGGGUGCCAUAUGGCUAGAUCACCUCGAUCUUAGUCGAAAUGGACUAGAUGCCAUACCUACCAAGUGUCCUUCAAGAUACUCCAAACCUCUAUAGCCUCUAUCUUCAAAAAAAUUCCAUAACUUCAAUUCCCGAGGACAUUUUCUCUAAGAUUCCUAAAGUGAAGCAUUUGGAUUUGAGUUAUAAUGCUCUUGUUUCCAUGUCUGACGGUUCUCUCAGAGGUCUUUCCCAGUUGGGCGCAUUGGAUUUGAGUUACAAUCAGUUGGAGACACUUACACCACACGUGUUUCAAGACGUGGGGAAGCUUGAGAGCCUUAAUUUGUAUCACAACAAUCUGAUGUCUCUUCCGAACAUCGUGUUUAACAACUUAAGCAACUUAACUGAACUCCAGCUGGACAGCAAUAAUAUUUUUGCUAUUCCACUGGACCUCUUUCACCCACUUUCAGCAUUGCACGAUCUACAAUUGGACAACAAUCACAUUUCAGAGCUCCACUCACGCACAUUUUUGAAGCUAAGGAAGCUUAAGCAUCUCGAUCUUAGCAACAACAACCUCAUGAAGAUUCCUAAACACCUCUUCAGAAGGACACAUCACCUGAGAGAUCUCAAUCUGGAGAAAAAUCAUAUCCAAUCCAUUCCAAAGGUGUCCUUUAGAGGAUUAAGCCAGACUACGGACUCUGAAACUCAGCAACAACCACCUGGAAAGACUAUCUACAGAGCUACUGACUAGCCUUAUUCAUUUACGGGAGUUAUGGCUGAACAACAACUGGAUAGAAACCAUCCCUAUUGGAUUUUUCACAGGUCUUACAGACCUGAGGGUUCUAGAUUUGUCCAACAAUAAAUUGCAUUCCAUCUCCUCCAAUAUC